UCUCUCGAGGAAGAAGAACAUCAGGAUUUUGAAGACAGCGGCAGCAGGCGGUCGGUUAAAUAACGACGGCUCUCUGAGGGCGAAUAACGCGAAGUGUCCCGUUUUUGUCUUCUCUUUUGUUUUGUUUUUGUUGAGUUUCAUUUGUCCUGAUGUCCGGUGAAGUGGAGGCGAGCACAGUGGAGCAGCAGGAGAUGCAGGACACUGUUGUAAGUCCAGAAAAGGCUGAGGAGGCCAAACUGAAGGCCCGAUACCCACAUCUCGGGACCAAGCCCGGUGGGUCAGAUCUGUUGCGAAAAAGACUUCAAAAAGGGCAAAAAUACUUUGACUCGGGCGACUAUAACAUGGCCAAGGCCAAGAUGAAGAACAAGCAGCUCCCGACAGCAGCGGCGGAGAAGACGGAGAUCACCGGAGACCACAUUCCCACCCCUCAGGACCUGCCGCAGCGGAAACAGUCUCUGGUGGCCAGCAAGCUCGCCGUCUAACACGAGUGUGGUCUCGUGUCUCAGUGCCAUUCCUGCUGUCUCCAUCUCCAAAAUGAUCGCUCAACAUUUAUUGUUUUGUCUUUCUUUUGCUGUCUUUUCAUACUCUCUUCGUCUUGGGCCUGUAGAAACGCUCUCAGUAUAACGUUUUGAUACUUCUGCUACCAUUGCAUUUGGUCAGUUGUAUUGCGACAUCGAUGCCAAGGUCUGAAAAUGGUAAUCUGGCCCAUUAAGUCAGAUCAGCAUUAUUUUAGGGUUUUACACUUCCAUCACUUUUGAUCAUCUUUUUUGUGCUUGUCUGGAAAUAAGACCUGCGUGAAUAGAUAAUAAGGACUGGACUUGAAAUAAUCACAACCACCUCUUCUGCCAAAACUGUGCCUCCUGGAAGAAACAAAAGGCCUCGUAGAUGUCAGCUGGCUGAGCUGAAGAAAAUCGAAGCGCUCUUAAAGUUCAUUCGUUCCUACUUGUUAAUUAUGAAAGUGGCCUUAACACUGUCUGUUUCUCUCGGGCGACGUUUGCUUGCCCACACUGAGGAGUGUGUUGAGCUCUUCGCUGGGUUCUGUAGGUUUUGUCGUCAGAUCGUCUGAAACAAAUGUUUACUGUCACAACUGUGCCAUUUGUUCUGUAAAUAAACUGGUUGCUGCUACA
This is a messenger RNA of Cyprinus carpio (common carp), 1127 nucleotides long. Its product is annotated as cAMP-regulated phosphoprotein 19-like. Gene Ontology annotation, cellular component: cytoplasm. NCBI's taxonomy places the organism in Eukaryota, Metazoa, Chordata, Actinopteri, Cypriniformes, Cyprinidae. Gene Ontology annotation, molecular function: protein phosphatase inhibitor activity. The record is from RefSeq and is a predicted model, not a curated record.